This is a messenger RNA of Brachypodium distachyon (stiff brome), 1483 nucleotides long. RefSeq names its product type III polyketide synthase A. Gene Ontology annotation, molecular function: acyltransferase activity, transferring groups other than amino-acyl groups. The coding region runs from base 83 to 1243 and encodes 386 amino acids. NCBI's taxonomy places the organism in Eukaryota, Viridiplantae, Streptophyta, Magnoliopsida, Poales, Poaceae. The transcript is spliced from 2 exons. Gene Ontology annotation, biological process: polyketide biosynthetic process. The record is from RefSeq and is a predicted model, not a curated record.
GCACGCACACAACCAAAUCACCGGAGUAAAAAACUUGUGAAAACAUCAAAGUGGUAGCAAGGAGUGGUCCUGUGAGGCAGCAAUGUCUGGCCUUGGGCUCGGUGACAUCGGCAGGAGCGGCAAUGGCAGGAGCCAUGGCAAGGCGAAGCUGCUGGCCCUGGGCAAGGGGCUCCCUGAGCAUGUUCAGCCCCAGGACAAACUCGUUGAGACCUACCUCCAGGACACCCGCUGCGAUGAUCCUGCCACCAGGGCCAAACUUGAACGCCUUUGCAAGACCACCACAGUGAAGACAAGGUACACUGUCAUGUCAAAGGAGCUCCUGGAUGAACAUCCAGAGCUAAAGACAGAGGGCACUCCAACAUUGACACCACGUCUUGACAUCUGCAACGCUGCAGUGCUUGAACUUGGUGCUGCUGCUGCUCAUGCUGCCCUUGGUGAAUGGGGUCGCCCUGCAGUUGAAAUUACCCACUUAGUCUACAUCUCAUCCAGUGAGCUUCGCCUCCCAGGGGGUGAUCUUUUCCUGGCAACUCGUCUUGGCCUCAGUCCAAACACUGUGCGCACUUCCCUUCUCUUCCUUGGCUGCUCAGGUGGUGCUGCUGCCCUCCGCACUGCCAAGGACAUUGCUGAGAACAACCCAGGUAGCCGUGUCCUUGUAAUAGCUGCGGAGACAACUGUGUUAGGCUUCCGGCCACCAAGCCCUGAUCGUCCAUAUGAUCUUGUUGGUGCUGCCCUGUUUGGUGAUGGUGCAUCAGCUGCAAUUAUUGGAGCAAGCCCCAUCACUGCAGAGGAGAAUCCCUUCUUAGAGCUUGAGUUCUCAACUCAGGAGUUCCUACCAGGGACAGACAAGGUGAUUGAUGGCAAGAUCACAGAGGAAGGGAUUAAUUUCAAACUGGGGCGAGAUUUGCCAGAAAAGAUUGAAAGCCGGAUAGAAGGGUUCUGCAGGAUACUCAUGGACAAGGUUGGGAUAAAGGAGUUCAAUGAUGUAUUUUGGGCUGUGCAUCCUGGUGGGCCAGCAAUAUUGAACAGGCUAGAGAUUUGCCUUCAACUUGAUCCAGAUAAACUCAAGAUCAGUAGAAAGGCCCUGAUGAACUAUGGGAAUGUGAGCAGCAACACAGUCUUCUAUGUGUUGGAGUAUUUGAGGGAUGGGUUGAAGAAAGGGAUGAUAAGGGAAGAAUGGGGGUUGAUCUUGGCUUUUGGCCCAGGCAUCACAUUUGAAGGAAUGCUAGUCCGAGUCAUCAACUGAAACUCAAAGAGGAGCACAUAGGUUUCUAUAAGCUAUUACAUGGCACAAUACCAUUUCACACUUAGUUAUAUAGUCUAAAAAUCUCAUAAGGAGCAUAGAGUCUUCAUGGCCUAUGCGUACUACUUAGUCCCCAUUUUAUUGUAGUUGAUAUUUAUCAAUUAUCAAACCAUGUCAGGCACUCAAGUUUGUUCCCAAGACACAUGUACAAGUCAGGCAUUAAUACCACACCUUGUUGCACUA